GUGCACACGCCGACUGUCCCAUUGAGUUGAGCCCCCCCAGGGUUGCGGUGAGAUAUGGAGACCCAGUCUCAGUCAACUGCAGCAUGCAUGCAAGUGUGCCUGAGAGUAUGUUUGACGGAAUGGGCUGGGAGGCUCCAGGAGGCACAGGGAUAGUGAAGAAUGUCAGAAGUUUGAAUUGGACUCCGAAGACGCUAACUGAAUGGGACAUCAGACCCCAAUGCUACUUCAACCCAUUAAAUGAUAGUCUUAAACAGUGCUUCAAAGACCUAAUAAUUGUAAUUUACACAUUCCCAGAGACCAUCCGUAUCAGCUCCAGCAGUGGCUCAGAUGGUGUGAUGAAGGAAAAGGAGGACUAUAACAUCACUUGUGACAUCCACAAUAUAGCCCCUGUUCAAAAUCUCACUGUAAAGUGGUACAAAGGAGAUGUCAUUGUCCGAACAGACACUUUUGACAAUCCCAGUAAGAAACCAGUGAAUCAGUCAUCUGUCCUCAACUUUACACCAACUAGACAAGACGACAGAGUCACAUUCAGAUGCAAGGCACAUUUGAACCUGGGGCCAGAAGAGCCACAAUAUAAUGUAUCUUCACAAGAGUAUAAUAUCACAGUUCACUUUGGACCAGAUGUACGAUGUUCCAGUUCUGCAUUACUGGAAGGGGAAACUUUGGAGAAGCUAUGCAAUGUGACAGGAAAUCCCAAACCAAUUGUCAAAUGGCUGAAAGACAAAAAGCUCACAGACCCGACCGUCCCUCUGAGUAGGGAGAAUGCAGGGCUGUACACCAUUGAAGCUAAUGGCUUGUCAUCCAUCCAAAAGGAACUCCUGGUUACUGUACUGUAUGGACCAGAGUUGAUGUGUCCAAGCACUUACACUGGAAUGGAAUACGCUCCUCACAACUUCACCUGCAUUGUUAAGGGCUAUCCUAAACCUAUGACAGUCUGGUACAAAGAUGGUGAGAAGGUGGAGGAAUUUCCGGAGAAAUUCACGAGACGUGAUGCAGGGCAGUACUUGAUCACAGCUUCAAACAAUCUGACAAGUGUGAAUGUCACAGUGGAGAUUAAUGUCAUUUACCCACCAUCACAGAUAGUUGAGCUCGAAGAUUCUGAAGUCAACCUUGGUUCUACUGUGUCGCUGAAGUGCUCCUCCACGGGCAACCCACGACCAAAAUAUUUCUGGAAUUAUUACCGGACUGCCAAUGUGAUGGAGGAAAAUGAAGAUGGAGUGUCCCGUCUUAACAUCCGCAAUGCUACUGCAUACAACAUGGGCUCCUACACAUGUCAUGCCACGAAUGACAGAGGAAAUGUCUCUAAAACAGCCAGAGUCACUGUAAAAGGUGCCGAGCAAGAAUGCCCUAUUGAAAUAACUCCAGACAGGAUGGUGAUACAAUACCAAAGCAGAGACCAGAAUGCAACAUGCAAGUCAACAUCCACCGGCUCCAAAAAUCUACAAGAAAUAUACUGGCAGGGUCGGCCAGAUGUCAAAAGCAAAAUUUGGCUUGUUGACACCAAUAAAGGCUGGGACGUAAGGCCUCUUUGUAUUGCAAAUUUUACGGGAAUAGGACAGUGCCAGAAAAAUUUAAACAUCACUCUUUACAAAACUCCAGACAGUGUCUCCAUCCAUCGUGUGGAUAACGUGAGCUCAGUGGUGGUGGAGGAGAGAGAGCUCCAGCUGCAGUGUGACAUUACCAACGUUGCUCCUGCACAACACCUCACUGUGCUGUGGUACCAAGGGAAUGAAACCUUCAAACCACUUGUCACAGGUCCAAUGAAAGUGACUAGCUGCCCGCCUGAGAACAGCACAAACUGUAACGUGAAUGUGAUCCGAUCCCCGGUAAAUGUGUCGUCUACCAUUAGCAUCUCUCUGAACAGAAAGCAUAAGGGAGCGGAGUUGAGAUGUGAGGCUCAUUUGGACCUCGGACCUGAGGGACCACAGCCUCCUCCAAACAUGAUGUCCAGCCCUCUCAACAUCACUGUCUACUAUAAGCCCGUCAUCAAUACCACAAAGCUUCCAAAGACAAUCCCAGUGUUCAGAGGUUAUCCAGAGGAGCUCGUUUGUGAAUCCGAGGGUCACCCACCUCCAAAGAUCCAGUGGCACUACAGCUCAGACAAACAGCCCCAUGUGACUGGAGACACACUCAUUGUGUCCGAAGCAGGCCUCUACAACUGCAGCGCCACCAAUGACGUUGGUUCCGUCUCCCGUGAGGUCGAAGUGAUUUUAAAAGAGGACUACCUUCCCCUCAUAGCUGGAUUUGUGGCUGUCACAGUAGUUGCCAUCUCCAUCAUUUUCGUCUUCAUCUACUCGAUCUACUACAAGAACACCAGGAUGCGCCACUACAGUCUUAAAAACCCCAAACUCAACACCAACAAUGCCAACGUAGCUCACAACGGCUGGGACAUGCAGUUUCCUAUGACCAAACUGUCUUACUGUCACACGACGGUCUCCUUUGGAAAGCAUGUGAGUUCCUCCUGUCUUGAGAUGAGCCCUCCUAGAGUUGUAGUGAGAUUUGGAGACUCGUUCUCAGUCAAAUGCAGCUCAAAAAUCAAGGCAAGCGGAAUGGGCUGGGAGUCUUCAAACGGAGGCAUACCGCUGAGAGAGAAUGCCACUUUUCUUACCUUAAAGGCAACCGCUGUGAAAGAAUGGGACUUAAAUCCAAUAUGCUUUAUCAAUCCCUUUGGCAGUGACAAUACACAGUGUUUAGAAAGACUACCACUCACCAUUUACAAAAUGCCGGACAGUGUGUCGAUGUCUCACCUGAGUCAAAUGGUCCCAAUGGUAGAAGGUCAAACUUACCGCAUGCAGUGUGACAUUGUUAAUGUUGCACCUGUAAGAAACCUUUCUGUGAACUGGCACAAAGGAAAUAAGGUAUUCUAUACUCAGACAUUUGACGAGUCCCAUCAAACUCCAGUCAAUAUGACAUCAGUCUACAAUCUGACCGCCCAUAGAGAUGAUAAUGGUGCUCAGAUCUGGUGUGAAGCAAAGCUGAAAUUUGAGCCAACAGCACCAAAUCCUCCCGCAAUCCAAUCAAAUUCACAUGAAAUGAAUGUACAGUACCCACCAACCUUCACUGGGCCUGCAAAUGAGACGCUGGAACUUCCAGAUCGUAGUAAAAUGAUUUUAAAUUGCACUGCCAGAGGAAACCCAAUGCCAGCAUACAGUUGGCAUGUUCCACAUCCAAUACAACAGUCGAAGGAGGACCAAAAUGAGAAUCAACCUAUUUUGACCCUGUCCAUUCAGCUUCCAGGGACCUAUAACUGUACAGUGGCUAAUAUCCGGGGCACCAAGACCAAAUAUUUCACUGUCAUCAAAGCUACAAGGGAUCAAACAACUUUUGCAGCCUUGGUUGGAGUAUUUGCGGCCCUGGGAGUCCUGCUCCUCAUUGGCGGGGCUUUUUUUGUGACACCUGAAGGCACAUUUUCCUUCAGCAGAGGCGGCUAUCUCAGAGGACAUCCUGCCUCAUCAGGACCUGUAAGGGGGCCCUUUUGUUACAACAUAGUUCCCUGCAGAGUAACCAAGCUUGUCCAAGUUGGAAUUUUCUUUCUCUCGGCCCUCAACGACAGCUCAGUAAAUAACAUGGGGAACAACUUUCUUCAAUGGAUUCUGACGCUUUGCAUGUUUUACUCAGUGUCAGGUGAAGGUUGCUCCCUAAUCCUCAAGCCCUCCAGGGUGGUGGUGGGCUUUGGGGAGCCGGUGUCAGUCAGCUGUGAAGCCGCUCGCCCGGUACGUGUCCUGGGCUGGGAAUCGGCCAUCAGCGCUGCACACACUCAACAGGACCUGUCUGUCCAGUGGAAGGUGGACAGUCUCAUUGAUUGGAUAGAGGAGCCUAUCUGUUAUGGUGUGUUCUUCACAGCUCCGAGACAGUGUGAGGAAAAACUCAACCUGGUUCUUUACAAAACCCCGGAUAGUGUCUCCAUCAGGCCUGUGAACCACACUGGCCCCAUGGUGGAAGGGAAAGAGUACCAGUUACUCUGCGAGGUUCAGAAUAUUGCUCCUGUUCAGUACCUCACUCUGAGGUGGUACAAAGGGCAGACUGAGGUUUAUAACCACUCCUUCUCUGACCUCACAUCUUCCUCGCCCGUUCAAGUGUCCUCUAUCCUCCUGAUCACACCAACCAAAGCUGAGAAUGGAGCACAGUACAGGUGUGCAGCAGUGCUGGAGCUCGGUCCAGAGGGACCACAUCCACCUCCUACUGUGACCUCGGAGCCUCUUAAUGCCUCUGUGUACUUCCCCCCAAUGUUCCUCAGUCCUGAAUCAGAAGUUUUGGACCUUAUAGUGGGUUCUGAAAUGACCUUGAACUGCACUGCCACAGGAAACCCAACACCUGUGUACAGCUGGCAAUCCUCCCAUGCCAUUCUGGCAAGGAUGGAGGAAGAAGCAGUUCUUACCUCGUCCUCGCUUCUCCCAGGGACCUACAUCUGCACUGCCUCCAAUACACUGGAGAAGAAGAGCAAGGAGUUUAUUGUCAAGGCCAAGACCAAAGGUAUUUGAAACAAGAGAUCUUGAGAUGGGAUCAGAUGACCACAUUGGACACACAAGGAGAAUUAAACUAAGGGGAUUUUACUGUUGCAUCUUUGGAGACGGAAAUGACAAUGCAUUCAUGAUUCAACAGAUAUUUAUGAGAAUCUUGGUAUCAGGCAAAAUUAGAUCUCUCUUAAAGAUCUGAAUAAACUAUGUUCGAUAACUGUCAUUUAAUUUUUCACUAUUUUCCCAUUUAACGUGUUCUGUGAGAUAGAUCGGUGGUUUAGUAUAUAAUACACUUUUUGUGCUUUCCAUGUGAUAUCCUGUAUCUAAUUUAUAUUUUUCCUAGACUUAUUUUCCUAUUAAUGAAAUUAUCUUGUAACAUUACAAUUGUGUAGCUAUACUCUUGAUAGCUAUAGCAAUGAUGACUACAUUAUCAUUAAUGCAUCAACUUUAAUACUGAAUGUUAAAGAUCAGCAGGCCACUACUGUAAAUAUGAACA
This is a messenger RNA of Micropterus salmoides (largemouth bass), 4953 nucleotides long. Its product is annotated as hemicentin-1-like. Gene Ontology annotation, biological process: cell adhesion. Gene Ontology annotation, molecular function: integrin binding. The record is from RefSeq and is a predicted model, not a curated record. Lineage: Eukaryota; Metazoa; Chordata; Actinopteri; Centrarchiformes; Centrarchidae.